AUGAGGACGUCCCGACUCCUCCGCACCACCACCUCCUCCCUCCUCGCCCGUCCCCAAGCCUCUACAGCCGCAGCCCGCCUCGCUCCCUUCCUGCCCACCCUGUCCGCCGCUUCCCGCACCAUGUCCUCGAAGCGCGUCAACACCGCCAACGCAAGGCUCAGCCAGGUAUCCCGCCAGUUCUCUUCGUCCGUCUCCAUGAGCGUCUCUGCGCCCAAGUCUGGGUCCGCCGCCGGUGCCAACGCCGCGCUCGACGACAACAAGCUCGUCAAGCUGCUUUCCGAAGGCGGCCUGCGCACCAUCCUGCUCAACCGCGAAAAGGCGCUCAACGCGCUCAACCAGCAGAUGGUCGACCUCAUCGAUGCCGCGCUCGACGAGUGCAUCCAGGCAGCCGCUUGCAACGUCAUCCUCCUCCGCGGUACCGGCCGUGCGCUCUGCUCCGGCGGCGACGUGCUCGCCGUCGUCAAGGCCGCCGACUCGUCCGACGCCAAGGUGCGCAACACCGCGCUCGACUUUUUCCAGUCCGAGUUCCAGCUCGACUACAAGAUCGCGCGUCUCGGCGAGGCUGCCAACGCGCACAGCGCCGGUAAGGGCGCCGAGGACGCACGUACGCUCACCAAGAGCAAGGGCGGCGAGCUCAAGAAGCCCAAGACGUUUGUCUCGGUCAUGGACGGCAUCACCAUGGGCGGCGGUGUCGGUCUCUCGGUGCACGCGCCCUUCCGCGUCGCUACCGAGCGCACCAUGUUUGCCAUGCCCGAGACCGGAAUCGGCUACUUUCCCGACGUCGGCGUCACGCGCGUGCUCGCCCGCCUCGACGGACGCAUCGGCCAGUACCUCGGCAUGACCGGCGCACGCAUCUCGGGCGAGGAGGCCUACCUCGUCGGCCUCGCCACGCACUACAUCACCUCGGGCAACAUCGACGCGCUCGCCCACCGCCUCAGCACGCUUCCUGCCGAGAGCGCGCUCAACCCUUCGCUCGUUUCGCAGGCGCUGCACGAGUUCGACGCCGACCCGCUCGCCGCCAACGAGACGCUCGCCAAGUCGGCCUUCUUUGGCGACCGCCGCAUCGCCCUCGACUAUGUGUUCGGCCAGCUGUCGUGCGAGAGCAUCUUUUCGUGUCUCGACGAGAUCGCGUCGGCCAAGGCGGACAGCCAGGCUGCGGUGGAGCUGGCCGAGCUCGGACUGGCGCAGAUCACGCCCGAGGUGCAGGCCUGGGCGCAGCAGACGCUCAAGGACCUCAAGACCAAGUCGCCGCGCGCACUCAAGAUCACCCACCAGGCCAUUCUCGAGGCGAGGCGAUUCGACGUCGAGGAGGCCUUCCGCUUCGACAUGCGCCUCGCCACCGCCUUUUGCGACUUUUCCAUCGGCCGCGACUUUUACACGGGCGUGACGCAUGUGCUGGAACGCGACCCGGCCACGGGCAAGCGUCGCACGGGCAUCGCGGCCUGGGACCCGCCCUCGCUCGACAAGGUGUCCGACACCCAGAUCCGCGCCCAGUUCUUCUCGGACCUCGACACGGCUCGCAAGGCUGGAUUGCAGAUGGACGUGCCCGAGCUGCCGUCGGUCCCGGCACCGGCUACCUCGAAGGAGGCGCGCCAGGCACGCGAUAGCCUGCUGAGGGGCAAGGGUCCGCUGAGGUGGGAGCAGAGCCACAACGUCUUUGCGCUUCCGUCCGAGGCCGAGUGCGCCGCCCUGCUCGAGGGCAACCACCCAGCCGCAGCAGCCGUCACCCCGGACAGCGCAGAACUCAUCGACUGCCUCAAGCGCCACAAGGGCCACCUCCCCGGCCUCGAGUUCAAGGUGGCCGACUGGAUCAAGCGCUCCCACCGCUCCGCAUAG
This is a messenger RNA of Moesziomyces antarcticus, 1836 nucleotides long. RefSeq names its product 3-hydroxyisobutyryl-coenzyme A hydrolase isoform 1. Gene Ontology annotation, molecular function: 3-hydroxyisobutyryl-CoA hydrolase activity. The coding region runs from base 1 to 1836 and encodes 611 amino acids. The record is from RefSeq and is a predicted model, not a curated record. Gene Ontology annotation, cellular component: mitochondrion. The transcript has a single exon. Gene Ontology annotation, biological process: L-valine catabolic process. Lineage: Eukaryota; Fungi; Basidiomycota; Ustilaginomycetes; Ustilaginales; Ustilaginaceae.